AUGGAUCUAGCAUCUUUUGAUUCUUUUCGGGUAGAGAAAAAAGCUUGGUACGAUUUGGCCCAUCCAAUAGGAGAAAUUCUUCCGAAUGUAGAAGAAUAUAAGAGAUUUCUUCCCGGGGCCAUUCAAACUAUUCCCAACCACCCAAGAAGCUUUGCUACAGAUCAGCAAUUUGAGCCAUCAAUGAUAGAGUGGCAGGACCAAAAUUACAGCAAUAAGUUCGACGUGGAGUUGAAAGGAAGGGAGGAUGAAAAGUAUGGAAAGACGAAGGAAAGCAAAGCUCCAGAGAGAGAGAGAUUGUGCAAAGAUGGGCUUGUUUAUGAUCCAGCAACAUGGCAGAUCUUCCAGAUUAAGUUUUAUCAUGACCUUCCGGCAAACCCUAUCCAGAUAGCCUGGCCCUCGGAUUACACAGCCAUUGUGCAAAUCCUGGAGUCAUUCCCCAAGUUCCCCAGAUUACCAACAGAAGUCCGACAGAUGAUCUGGAACCACGCUUUGAACUGUCAUCCUCGAGCUGUCAAACUCAAGGUCGACCGGAAAUAUGGCUACUUAGGGUUACGCGAGGGUGGCGUGGAUACCAUUAAAUUGUCGUGCCACAUACGACAACAUGGUCCUGUUGCGGCUAAACUUCCAAUCCCUUUACUCUACGUCUGCAAAGAAUCAAACUUCCUCUUCUUGAAGAGAUAUAAGAAAAUGAAUUUGAUUGUUCCUGUCCAAGAAUUCGAUCUCGACUUGCGCCUUGUCGGUCUGGAAGUUGAUGAAGUUGCGAAUUGUGUGAUUCGGGUCGACCGCAAAGGAUAUAUUGACUUUCAGCAUGAUACAUUGAUGAUAAAUUGUUUCCGCCCCAUCACAGAAACUCUUUGGCAGUGGAAUAAUACUUCGUUGGACCUUUCCUCAAUUCAAAGCAUUGCGUUGAAAACCACACAUCUCAGAUUGGAUAAAGGUCGUAGACGUCGAUAUCACAAGGGAGAAAUGACGGUAUGGGAAGCCCUCGAAACUGGUUGCCCGAAUCUCAAGCGUCUGACCUUUGUCAAAGGCUCGAUGGAGAAAAGUCGUUGGGAUCCAAAUCUUCAAGUGGUUGCACGUCUUUUGCCAAUUAAUACGGAGUUGCUGGAUGAGGUCGUGCAUGAUUAUGUCAUCACUCAUCAAGACAAUUAUCUAGCUGCAAAAAACCCGGAUGAUCUAAAGGAAUUAAAGGCGUAUCAUCGAUGGGUUUUGCGAUGUUUGUCAUCGGGACUAGAAUCUCGGUAUGAGGAUGCCAGGAGAAUGAGAUCUCGAUUCCGUCAGCAAAUUGAGCGCAAUCCAAAAUAUUGGCAAAAUAUUAGUUUCGACGUAGCGUUCGUCUCGUGGGUUGUGAGCAGCUUCUAUAUGGGAAAGAGGAUGGAGAAGGUCAUAGUUGUGCCCCCAAAGGAUAAGCAAGCCGCGAUGCAGCACUCGUAUUUCUGGGCUCAAAGACCAAUAGUGUUUGUAGAUGAUAAACCUAAACUUCAAUUAGGAGCUUUCUCGCACCCGGUUUCUUGUCAUCCGGAUGGUAGUUUACUAAAUAGGAACGCAUGA
Messenger RNA from Sclerotinia borealis F-4128, 1551 nucleotides. Lineage: Eukaryota; Fungi; Ascomycota; Leotiomycetes; Helotiales; Sclerotiniaceae. The record is from the annotation of a GenBank genome assembly.